Messenger RNA from Cucurbitaria berberidis CBS 394.84, 2142 nucleotides. RefSeq names its product WD40 repeat-like protein. The record is from RefSeq and is a predicted model, not a curated record. Gene Ontology annotation, molecular function: protein binding. Lineage: Eukaryota; Fungi; Ascomycota; Dothideomycetes; Pleosporales; Cucurbitariaceae. Bases 1 to 2142 code for a protein of 713 amino acids. The transcript is spliced from 2 exons.
AUGCAUCGCAGGCCGUCCAUCUUGUCGUACCGACCGAAGACGUCCUCCGCCCUAGACGACGACAACACCGCUGUCCACACGCCCUUUGACCACACAAUGAAACGCACCGCCUCGCAAACCUUCAACACGCACUACCACGAUGUCAGAGACACGGGCAUAACAUUGGACGCUGUGAACGAGGCCUACCCGGGCCCGGUUGGCGCUGCUGAGCAACAUGCCCACAGCUCGUUAUCGCGAGCGUUUGGCGCUGUGACGGGCAGUUUCACCCGCCAAAAGGCCCGUCGCAGAAUGUCUUCCUUUUCGUCUGCCACGUCUGCGCCGCGCCGCCGCGGCUCCAUACAGAGUUUCAUCGAGUCUCUGCCCUCUUCCUCCACGAGCCGCAAAACGAGCACCGAACAACAACGCCUGCCCCUGCAGCACCAGGAUUCCGGCAUCCCUUCUUUCCAAAUGCAACCCCAAAGCGCCCCCUUGGGCGCCAAAUCCUUUUCUUUCAAGCGACUCAGUAGCAUGAGACGCCGUCCCACUGCCUCUUCAUCAUCCUCAGGGGAACUGCUAAGAAACGCCAUUUGUAAUCCCCCAAUCCCCUACCCAAGUCAAACGGUCCCCGGAGCCGCAGCAAGGCAAGCGGCGGCCGCUGCGAACCAGGACCGUCAAAACCAGCUGCGACGCGAGCAGGAGCAUACCCAUCGUUUCCUCAAUGGCCUCAUUACGACCUCCAUGCGCGACGAUGACAUCAAAGACAACGAGAGCGGUGUCGACAUGACCUGCGCGUCGCCAAUUGUUCGCGCAGACAGUGUUACCGAGAAGAAAAUGAUCGACCCCUUUCAACGCCUCCCUGCUGAACUCGCAACUACCGUCCUUUCUAACCUCGAUGCUGCAUCCCUAGUCCGCGCCGAACGAGUGUCCCGCAGCUGGAACGAGCAUGCGGCCUCCCCGCAUGUCUGGCGCAGCGUCUUCCUCCGCCAGUACGAACCUGAAGUCCACGUGUCGCCUACACCAAUUCAAAUGGGAGGAUUGGGAGUGGGCAAAAUGGCUGGCAGCAACCCUGCUCCUGCGCAAAACUGGAAGAAGAUGUUCGAGGCACGGAGCAUAAUCAACAAGCGAUGGAAGGCUGGCACUCCCGCUGCAAUCUACCUGAAUGGCCAUACAGAUAGUGUCUACUGCUGCCAAUUCGAUGAAAACAAGGCCAUUACAGGAUCCCGCGACCGCACGAUCCGCGUGUGGGAUCUGAAGACUUACAAGUGCCUCAAGGUGUAUGGUGGACCCAAUCACCGCCCAACUGCAAACACCCCUCCCACCAUGGAGGAGCGACCCGAGCGCGUUAUCAGUUACAACUCGCUGAAUGGAACUCGCGCUGGUAACGACAUCUACCAUGUGCCUUCUGACUACCACGAUGCUUCCAUUCUGUGCCUACAGUUCGAUGACGAGAUCAUGGUGACAGGGUCUUCAGACUACACUUGCAUUGUGUGGGACAUUACCGGCGACGAGUUCGUGCCCAUGUACCGCCUCCGCGGCCACGAAGCCGGUGUUCUGGACGUUUGCCUUGACGACAAGUACAUCAUCUCGUGCUCCAAGGAUGCCAUGAUCAAGGUCUGGGAUCGCAAAACCGGCAUAUGCGUGCGCACACUAAAAGGCCACCGCGGCCCCGUCAACGCUGUCCAGCUCCGUGGCAACUUCCUCGUCUCCGCUAGUGGCGACGGGGUGGCCAAGCUGUGGAAUCUCGAAACCGGCCUCUCAAUCAAAGACUUUCCCUCCGAGGACCGGGGCCUUGCAGCCGUCGAGUUCUCCGAUGACGCCAAGUACGUUCUCGCCGGCGGAAAUGAUCACGUCGUGUACAAAUUCGAUGCCUCAACGGGCGAACUCGUGCACAGCAGAGUCAAGCAUGACGGGCUUGUGCGGUCGCUCUUCCUCGAUGCGUUUAAUGGCCGCAUAGUGUCCGGGUCGUACGAUCAGAGCAUCCAAGUCAGCGAUUAUGAGACGGGCCGGACGUAUGCGGUGUACAAGAACUGGACUACGAGUUGGAUAUUGAGCGCCAAGAGCGACUACAGGCGUGUUGUGGCUACGAGUCAGGAUGGGCGGACGUUGAUACUGGACUUUGGACACAACGUGCCUUUUGGUGAGCUGCUCGUGGGGUCCAAGUGA